Molecule: messenger RNA, 876 nt
Organism: Solanum stenotomum
Lineage: Eukaryota; Viridiplantae; Streptophyta; Magnoliopsida; Solanales; Solanaceae
Product: F-box protein CPR1-like
Exons: 1
Coding region: 1-876 (291 amino acids)
Source: RefSeq, a predicted model, not a curated record
AUGGGUGAGGAUGCACACAAAAUUGAUCGCCCUUUAAGCUCUAAACCAUUUUUUAGAGCCUUGUGUGGUUGCAAUGGCUUUGUUCUUGUCAUAGUUUCUGGUAUUAUGGUUGAUAAACACCCAAUACAUUUGCUAUGGAACCCCUCUAUAAGAGAAUCAAUACUACUUCCCGCUCCAGAGUAUGAAAUAUGUGACUAUACUCGUUAUGGAUUUGGUUAUGACUCAACUAGUGGUGACUAUAAGAUCCUUAGAAUUUGUGAUCAAGGAUAUAAUGAAAUUCUUGCGUUGAAAGGUGGUUCCUGGAGAAAAAUUGAUAAACAUCCUCGUGGUGUUUCCAAUGCGGUGACUCGUACUAGUUGUUUGGCAUUUCUACACGAGACAUUUCAUUGGAUCGGUAGCAUAAUAGAUCCUAGAUCACAUUGGAUUGGUGGCUCGAGAAUAUAUUCUCUCGUUUCAUUUAGUAUUUCAAAAGAAGUGUAUGGAGAGAUACCAUUGCCAGAGGAAAUAUUAUCUUUUGUGGGCAUCUUCUAUCUUGGUGUUUCAGUAUUGGAUGGAAUGCUAUCUGUUAAUUCUGUUACUUUUUCUCCGGAUCUGGAUUUGGAAGCUUUUAAGUUAUGGGUAUUGAAAGACUAUGGUGUCAAGGAAACUUGGAUUGCAUUGUUUACUAUAGAAGAUUCCUCUGUUUAUAGAGUCAUUCCGAAAUAUAGGUUUGCGGAUGGUGAAUUGCUAUUCAGUUGCUUUCAUAUCCCAAGUAGCGGAACUCAAUUUCGUACAUCCAGUACACCAUUUACGUCAUGGCUGCAACCUGGCAUUCAGAACAUGGUAGUUUUUACAGAAAGCUUGAUCUCUCCGAAAUCAGUAGUUUCUUAUGUAUGA